GAAAGUAGAAAGUUAAGUAGAUAAUGGAGUAGAGACAGGAUGAAGAUAAGAGAGGGGCGAAGAGGGAGUGAUGGGCAGAGAAAGUAAGAGAGAAGAAAAAAGUUACUGUGUGACGUGAGAGGAGUAGGUAUUUAUAGAGAAAUAUAAAUUCCGAAACCCCGGAACCAGAUUUAGUUGGGUGAUCGUGUUGAUAUCGUGUUGAUCUUUUGUGAACCAAAACAUUCAAAUAUGACUCGGAUAGCUCAGGAAGAAGACAAAAAAGUAGAUUCUGUGGAAGUUGUUUACCAUAAAAAGAUUACUGAAAUAGAACAUGAGCCACUGGCCGCGAAAGGGACUCAAGUUAUCGUAGAAAGGCGCCCCAAUUUGUGUUUUAGAUACGUCUCAUUUGCUUUGAUCAUAAUUGCAGUGGUAAUUGCAGUAACUGGUCUAAUUCAGGUGAACCUUCAGCCUAAGCCUGUGCUGCCACCUCGUCCACAAUCUCACCAUGCCUUCUUCCACCUGAAAACAGAGGGUUACACCGAGAUGGAAAAAGUAACUAAUUUGCACUGGGAGAAAAACAAAGACCAGAAUGUGGGCAACAUUCAGUUGGUUGACGGAACUUACAUAUAUAUUCCACAGGAUGGGAUUUACGAAAUAAACUGUGCCAUACAGUUGUACAUCCCAAGAGAUACUCCCUCAAGGGUUGUAACCCUGAUGUUUCAGAAAAAGAAUGGAACAAAAUAUGAAUAUAUGAAAGAAAGUUCAAGCUCCUUAGAAGAUUUACCAGAACAUGUUGUCAUACAAUCAUCAUUUACAUACUAUUUGAAAACAAAUGAUACAAUGUUUUUGAAGAUGAACAUGGCAAAAUACGUCAGUCCCAAUAAACCCUCAAGCUAUUUAGCAAUCACCAGCUUACACUAAAAUACUCAUCAAUAAAAUGUUUGUGUUGUGAUUCGGGGCUUAGAUCAAGUGUUUUCUUUAAAAGUUCUUUUUGACCUUAAAACAUCUU
Octopus sinensis (East Asian common octopus) is the source of this 988-nucleotide messenger RNA. RefSeq lists its product as uncharacterized. Bases 229 to 900 code for a protein of 223 amino acids. Gene Ontology annotation, molecular function: protein binding. NCBI's taxonomy places the organism in Eukaryota, Metazoa, Mollusca, Cephalopoda, Octopoda, Octopodidae. The record is from RefSeq and is a predicted model, not a curated record. The transcript is spliced from 4 exons.